CACUGCAUGACGCGCACUGCCCUUGUCCACCUCUCUAUAAUAUGACACCUAACCUCUCUUGUUGAGUUGCAAUUUGCAAGCUUGCAGUACGUAGAUCUGGUAUAGCUCGGUGCGUAGCCCUUUCGAGUUUCGUUUGCUGAAAGGGGGGGCGGAUAGCCGGCGACCUCGAUCUUCUAGCUAGCCAGCACUGCAGGCAGAGAAUGUGUCGAAAGAAGCUGGCCGCGUGGUGAUAUCCACAGGAGAAGACAUGCUGCUUGGAAAUUCACGGCUGCUAGAAGAAGCUGAGGGAGUGGCAAUAUCGCCAGGAGACGGCAUGGCCCCUGUACAUUCUCCGCAGACUCAGCAGCAAGAGAUCCUUAUUGACCAUGCUCCACAAACCUCGAUUGAUGAGUUGCUCAAGGUGAUAAAAGGAGCCAAUGGCAUGCCGGUGCUGUUCGUCCCCUCCAGCGACGGGCGCCUUGCAGCAGUAGCUGUGGAUGGCCUUCAGAAUCUUGUGCCUGCCAAUCGCGACAACAAUGGGUCCGGUGAAAAUAGACACCGGGAUUUCCGUGCCUGGCUAUUACUCCUGGCGUCACUGGUUGCCACGGUCACCUUCACCGCAGGACUGACUCCACCCGGCGGCUUCUGGGCUACCGACGACAAGGCAAAUAGAUACGUCGCUGGUACCUCAGUUAUGCGUGACAAAUUUCAGACUAGGUACUAUAUCUUUCACUUUAGCAACACAACCGCCUUCUUCGCAUCCCUGCUGGUCAUUGGAAUGCUAGCCAAAAACAAGGAGGUCACUAUGAUGAACAAUAAAGUUUUCAGAAUCCUGGUAUGUUUAUGUUUUUUAUGCUCAGGGGGUAGCUAUAUCGCUGGCACGUCGGCCAACCUAGCUCAGUCGAUUUUCUCCACUACUGUGUUUGUAGUUGUCAUUGUUUACUUGGUAGUUUUUGCUGCUUCAUAUUAAAUCUGGGAUGCAGUGUCCCUUUGUAACGACCGGAGACCGAUGGGUCAAAGUCCUGGACCUUUUUGGCACCCCACAUGGUCGGGUGUUCAUUCCCAUGCUCUUGUUACUCCACCCGUUAGGGUUCAAACAACCUAA
This is a messenger RNA of Triticum aestivum (bread wheat), 1084 nucleotides long. RefSeq lists its product as uncharacterized. The transcript has 2 exons. The record is from RefSeq and is a predicted model, not a curated record. The coding region runs from base 248 to 949 and encodes 233 amino acids. Gene Ontology annotation, cellular component: membrane. NCBI's taxonomy places the organism in Eukaryota, Viridiplantae, Streptophyta, Magnoliopsida, Poales, Poaceae.